AUGAAGGCCUCAACUAUCAUCCUUGCUGCUUUUGUCAUCGCUGCUUUCCUCGUUGCUUCCAUCGCUGCUGAGGGUCCAUGGACCUUGGAGCCAGGCGAGUCCAAGUCUGGAAUCAACACCUGGGUCUGGCCAAGAAUGACCACCGUCGGAGUUAAGAACGGAAACACCACCGAGGGUAGACUGAGAAUGCAGGCUGGUCUCUCCCCAGAGGAGGAGGACGAUAUCUCACCAAUGUCCACCGUCACCUACGAGAGAGACUUUGGAGCAUUCCCACUCACCGUCACCAACGUUGGUUUCACCAUCUUGACCAUCUGGACUGCCUAA
This is a messenger RNA of Acytostelium subglobosum LB1, 324 nucleotides long. RefSeq lists its product as hypothetical. Bases 1 to 324 code for a protein of 107 amino acids. The transcript is spliced from 2 exons. The record is from RefSeq and is a predicted model, not a curated record. NCBI's taxonomy places the organism in Eukaryota, Evosea, Eumycetozoa, Acytosteliales, Acytosteliaceae.